AUGCCUGCCGAGUUUCUCACUAGCAACCCCCCCCCGCUCUGGAUCACUCUCUACCACAUCGUCACCCGCCUCCCUGACUCUCUGCGCGCAGUCAGGGACCACUUCCUCUCUCGCUCCCCCACUGAGCUCACUGUUGCCCUCCUCGAGAAGGAACUGCUUGCAGCCGAGGCGAGCAUAGUCGCUGUAGGCACCUCUCGUGGCGACCCCCGCACCCCGUUCUUUGAGGGGUGUUCCCCUUCCCCCCUCCUCCCCUCUGUCGCCUCUGCUGCUGCUGUCGACCUUCUUGGUGCUGAGAAGGUCGGGACCGCGUCUGCUUCGAGCGGGCGCCGCAGGAACAAGGGCGGCCGGGGUGGGGGUGGCGGCGGAGGAGGUGGGGGUGGAGGCGGUGGGAGUGGAGGCGCGGCUGGGGAGACUAGUGGCGGCAGUGGGGGAGGAGACAGCAGCGGUGGGAGUGGUGGUGGAGGCGGCAGCGGAGGCGGAGGUGGUCGUGGCGGCGGCAGGGGUGGAGGUGGCCGGGGCGGCGGCGGUGGGGGUGGUGGUCGUGGAGGCGCUGGCGGAGGGCAGAGUCAGCAGCCCGCCCCGACGCUUCAGGCCGCCCGUGAGUGGUAUGCGCAGCGUAGCGUUACCUGCACGUACGUCAUUCGCACAGGUGACCGCAGCGGCCAGCAGUGUGGGAGGCCGCACCCCACGCAGCGCUGCUUCGCGCGCCUUAACGACGCGUGGCGCACUCAGUUUCCUGCUGCCACUGAGCUGCCGCGCUGGGCUGAUCUGGAAAAGAGGGGUGUUGAUAUUUGGGCUUUAGACUUUGAUGCUAUUCUCACUGCCAUGUAUGCGAUGUCUAUUAGUGGAGAGGGUGCUCAGUACUUGCGUGUUCCGCCCGACCCGGGCAUUCAGGCCAGUCCGGCUGCCGCUCUAGGUGCUAGUGCGUCUGCUCCCACAGGUCCUGGUGAGGCCGCUGCUCUAGGUGCUCGUGCGUCCGUGCCCCCUGGUACUGAGUCGACUGCAGCACUGCACACCUUCACACUGGACUCAGGUGCUUCUCGCUCCUUCUUUCGUGACCGCACUGUCCUUGAGCCACUCGCUCGGCCAGUUGCUGUCUCCCUUGCUGACCCCUCUGGGGGUCCGGUCAUUGCGACCUCCUCCACUGUCCUUCCUUGUCCGGCGGUCCCGUCCGGCACGCUGUCAGGUCUCUACCUCCCCUCGUUCUCUACGAACUUGGUGGCAGGUAGUGCGCUCCAGGACGGGGGUGUUCACCAGUUCACCCCUGCCUACGAGCGCGUGACACAUUGCACGUAG
Messenger RNA from Closterium sp. Yama58-4, 1296 nucleotides. The record is from the annotation of a GenBank genome assembly. NCBI's taxonomy places the organism in Eukaryota, Viridiplantae, Streptophyta, Zygnematophyceae, Desmidiales, Closteriaceae.